Molecule: messenger RNA, 471 nt
Organism: Pseudomassariella vexata
Lineage: Eukaryota; Fungi; Ascomycota; Sordariomycetes; Amphisphaeriales; Pseudomassariaceae
Exons: 2
Coding region: 1-471 (156 amino acids)
Source: RefSeq, a predicted model, not a curated record
AUGCUCUCCACAACUCUCCUCCAGAGCCUCCUGCUUGUCGCAGGAGCUAAUCUCGCGCUCGGCAACCCGGUCUGGGCCCGCUCCAUCGGGGCACCGGAGCACAUUGAGGUCCUCAAGAUGCGCGCCUCGACUUCGGUGAACCCGGACUCGGUGUCCAACACCAAGUGCAUCGACCCCAGCGUCGAUAUCGACUUCCACGACCAAAACGUGGCCGAGCUGGGUAUUUGCGGAGGCAUUGCAGGAACCAUUCAGAAGUGUGGAGGAGCGCCCGAAAGCACCACCGGAACUUCAGGGACUGCAGAGUUUAAGCUCAACGCUGCGACUAGUGGGGCUACUAUCAACAUCUCCAAGGGACGCUGGGAACAGUGUAUUCGAGCUGCGAGAGCUGUGUGCCCGACUGGGUCGAUGAGCGGAACUUGUGCUGGUGGCGCUUCGGAGGGGGAUGUUGACUUUACUCUGGACAACCCAUAA